AAGCAAUUUUCAUAUUGGAAUGUCGUUGUUUUUUGGAGGUGGAAUUUUGUAUACAACAAGAGUGCAUAAUAUUGUUGUGUAUACAUAAAAUUUAGAUGUGUGUGUAUAAAAAAGAGAGAGCAAAUGAGUUUUGUAGAUAAUGUGAAUUAUUGUUAAAUAUUAAGUAGCAUCAGACAUUCAUAGAUCAGUAAAUACUCAAAAGUAACAAAAAAAAAAAAACUUUUAAAUUUAUUAUCUGUUUGUUUAUUCAUUAAAAAAAUAUCCAAAAAAUUUUUUAUUAUCUUUAGUAAACAAUAAAUAUAUUAUCUGCUCCAAAAUAAAUAAAAAAAAACCAAUUGUCAUUUUUCUAUUUGUGAGUAAAAGAGGGUAAUGAUAUUUUCUCUCUAAUAGAGUGUCUUAAUGCGUAGGUGAAUGAGGUGAAGCAAAAGAUAAAAAAAAAAAUAAAAAAAGGAAGUAGUUCCUUACUGCUAAUGAUACCUUGUGUUAUCAGUGUGUGCAUAUGUGUGAUUCAUCAUCAAAAUUUUUGUCCUCAACAGGAUUAUUAUUUUCAAAAAAAUACCUAUUAAUAAUAAUAAAAUGCCAAAUGGCGUUAUAAUAAACAGGUGUUUAUCUAAUGUCACCACCAAAUAAUUAAAAAUAAUAAAUAUAAUAUAUAUAUCUAUUAAUUAUAGGUAUAUUUAUAGUCAUAUUGUUAUAUAUAUAUUUUCUCAUUGUGUGUCGUUUAGCACAUAUUGAUUAAUAUUCCAAGCAGCAGCAGCAGCAACAGUUAACUUUUAUUAUUUUAUUAUUAUAAUAAUUUAUAUAUUUAAUUUUUAAUUUUUAAAAAAAUGUCAUCAAAGAGUAAAAUUCAUCAUCAACAAAAUCAACAAAAUAUUGACAGUAGUUUUGUUGCUGUCAAAAGUAAAUUUGAUGCUGAUAUAAUACGUUUUUCAAUAAAAAAACAUGAAGAAAUAACAUAUGAUAAUUUUCGUAAAAUAUUAGCUAAAAAACAUGAUUUAACAAAUGGACAAGAUAUAAAUUUUUUAAUAUGGUAUACUGAUCCAACAGAUGGUGAUUCAUUACCAAUAAAUAAUGAUAAUAAUCUUGCACGUGCUGUACUUGCUGCAAAAACAUUAUUACGUGUAUUUAUAACAAGAAAAGGUGAUGGUUUUGAGGACAUAAAUGGUUAUGGUACAAUAAAACAUAAAAAUAUUAUAUCAAGUAUACUUGGUGGUAGUACACCAAGUAAACCAAAACCAUUUGCCAUAUCAAAUCCUCAUGAUUUUAGACAGGUAUCAGCAAUUAUUGAUGUUGAUAUACUUCCCGAAACAUGUAGACGUGUUAGAUUAUUAAAACAUGGAUCAGAUAAACCACUUGGUUUUUAUAUAAAAGAUGGUGAAAGUUUUCGUGUUUUACCACCAUCAUCUGGUGGUGGUAUUGAAAAAGUACCAGGUGUAUUUAUUAGUAGACUUGUACCUGGUGGUUUAGCUGAAAGUACUGGUCUUCUUGCUGUUAAUGAUGAAGUGCUAGAAGUUAAUGGUAUUGAAGUUGCUGGAAAAACACUAGAUCAAGUUACAGAUAUGAUGAUUGCUAAUUCAUCAAAUUUAAUAAUAACUGUUAAACCAGCAAAUCAACGUGCAACAGCACCACGACGUGGUUCAUUUUCUCGUAAUAGUCAACUUUCAUCUGGCAGCCAUCAAUCAACUCAAAGUGUUGCAACAGCAAGUGCAAGUGAUGAAGAAGCUGAUGAAAUUGUUGAUUUAACUGGAGUAACGAUACAUGACGAUGUAAGUACAUCAACAACACAUCAUUUACAUCCUUCACAAAAUCAUUUUAGUCAUGAUCAAACUGGUGUUUUACAUCUUUAAAAAACAUAUUCAUUUAUUAACGUAAUGUGCUUCUUUUAUUUUUAUUUUUAUUUUUUUUAUUUUUACAACACAUUUAAAUAAUUAUAUAGACAACGAACAAAAUCAUGAUAAAUGUGCCUUGAAUAAAUUCAUGAGUUAAACAAUUAGACCAAAGCACAAUGAAAAUUAUAAUAUCACAAGGUGAAAGUUUAGAAAUAAUACAGUGAAUUUUCACAAAUGGUAUUAAAUAAAUUAUUAUAUGAUCGCUAUAUUAUAAUUAAUUCAUGUUAAAUAAUCAAAAAAAAAAAGCAGCAAUAAUAAUGUUGAACAAAAAAAUAAUAGCUAUUUUAUAAAGACACACAGCUCAUAAAUAAAAUUCUUGAAAAGAAAAAUAAAUUAAUAAAUAAGGCAACUGAUUAGCAAUAAAAGAAAAAAAGAUAAUUAAAAUUGAUUGUAAUCAAUGGAAAAGUAUUAUGACUUUUAAAAUAAUAUCAAUUAUUUUAACGAGAGAAUAAGUACUUAAAAAAAAAAUAUUCCAAGUGUACUUAAAAAACUAUUGUUAAUUACAUAUCAAUUUAUUUUGACGUAAAUAUUUUUAAACUCCUGUUUUUAGACAGUAAUUUUAUUCGAAAAAGACAAAAUCAAGUAAAUAUUAAAAAAAAAUUUUUAAUAAUUAUUUUCAAGUAUUUUCAUUUUGGAGGAUGUAAAUAAUUUUAAUAAUCAUUUAUUAUUAUCAUCAAGUAGACAGCUAUUUUUAUCAUAAAUAAUAAUUGUAAAUAGAUAAAAAGAUUUUUUUUUUUUUUAAAUCAAAUGGAAAAAGAUAAAAACUCGCUAAAUGAUAAAUUUUAAAUUUAUGAAUUGAUGAUAUUUUUACGUAAUAAUAAAUCAUUCCACAUAAUCUUCCGUAAUAAUUUUUUUAGAUUUAAAUUCAGCUUACUGAAUUUAGUAUUUUAAUUUUUUUAAAACAAUGAUGUUUUAUUUUAUUUUUGUCUCGAAUUAAAACACGAUAAAUAAACACGCCUAUUCGUGUGAUAUUUUAUAAAUAAGAUAUUAAAUUGUCUAAUGUACUUAAUGUUCAAGUUUUUGAAUUUUAAAAACAUUUUUUUUUUUUUAAAUAACCGUUAUAAUUGUUGAUACAAGGCAAUUGACAAGUGUCUAUAAUAUUUGACUGUCAAUAAAGAGCACUAGAUAAUGAUGAAAAAAAAAAAAUAAAUGAUUGCCUUUUAUUAUUAGUGUUGAUAAAAGACAAUGAUUGUUAAUUGUUAAUAUAUUGAUAUUUACAUAAGCUCAACAAAUGAAAUAAUAAAAUAGUGUAGAAAAAAAAAUAUAUAUAUUAUUAAUUGACUACAAUAACAACAACAACAAUAAUAAAGAGUGCCUUUUUGUCUGUAAAAAAGAAAAAUAUAAUUGAUCAAGUUUUAUAUUGAAAUAUUAAUAAUAAAAUAUAAAGAAAUUAAAAAGAAAUUAUUUCAUCAUUUUAUCACUUGUUUACAUAUAUAAUUUAUAAAUCUAUUCGUAUGACCAGAAUUACCACUUUAGUAUUACGAAUAGUAUUAAAAAUAUUAUUCAGAAAAAUAAAUAAUAAAUAAAAAAUGUAAAGAAAAAAGAAUAAAAGACAAUUUGAAAUUAAAAAAAAAAUUUUAUUUACAUUAGAAUAAAAUUAUGUGAUUAUUAUUCAUUAAUAAAAAAAAUCUCAAAUCAUAUGGCUAAAUGAAAAUUUAUUAAGUAAAAAAAGAGUGCAGCUAAAAUUGAACUUGUAUGUAAAGUUUUAAAAUUUUUAUAUGUAAUGUAUAUAAAAAAGAAAAAAAACAAUAAGAAAACAAUGUAAUUUUUAAUAACAGCUUAUAUAGAAUAAAAUUAUUUUAUUUUAUGAAAUUAAUUAUUUAAUUUAUUAUAUCCUUUUCUUUUUUUUAUAUGAAAAUAUUAACAAUUAAUACUAUUAAAUUUUAUAUGUAUAAUAUUUUACUUUCUCUGUUAAUUAAAAGAAAAAAAAAAUCAAUUGACAUAAUUUAUUUCAAUUUUAUUGUUUCGUCUUAAGAUUUUCGACAAACACCUAUUGGGUUGCCGCGCUUACAAUAACCACUGCAACACUGGCUAUUUUUGAAACAAGGAAAUCCAGUUCGAUAACAUUUUUGCGAUUCACCCAUGCCAGCAAAUAUCAUCAUAAUAACACCGAUAAUAGCCAUGACAAUAAAAUUCAACUUCAUUUUUUGAUAAUUA
Molecule: messenger RNA, 4046 nt
Organism: Aphidius gifuensis
Lineage: Eukaryota; Metazoa; Arthropoda; Insecta; Hymenoptera; Braconidae
Gene: par-6
Product: partitioning defective protein 6
Exons: 4
Coding region: 828-1847 (339 amino acids)
Biological process (GO): centrosome cycle
Molecular function (GO): protein binding
Source: RefSeq, a predicted model, not a curated record